AUGAGCCAUGUCGGUACAAACACCCAGGCCGGUUAGGGGACCACCCCGUCGACAUCCAUCAGUUCAGGGCGUCUCCCUUGCGAUCAGCUUCAAGGGCCAGUCCUACGACCCCAGCACCGAAUCAUUCAACCAAUCCGACAGCCGUUCUCGGUCACUGGAGGCCACGUUUGACUCACCAGGACCGACGAGAUUCCAGCGAAUUACGCAAGAAGAUCAAAGUGAUUCUGGGCGAAAGUCUUGACGAGGACUCACCCCCCGGCCUGUGCAGAUCGAGGCCAUUGCUGCCCUUUUCGAACUCGAUCAAUUUGGGAACCGGAAUCGAUAUGACGCUGUGUUCGUCACAGCGCCAACGGUUCAGGCAAAAGUGUUAUCUUCGAAGCAAUGUAUCUCAUUUACGGACGCCGGGCCGUCACCAUUGUUGUCAUUCCACUGAAUGCACUGAGCAAUCACUGCAUCAGGUGAGUUUUUCUGCCGACUGGGCUUGCUGGACAGACAUUCGUGCUGGUUUCCGCAGUCACAUGCUUCUUUCAGGCUGCCAAUCUCAUUGAAAGGGAAAGAACGCGAUUGUCGUAUCUGAGGAGACCUGGAGAGACGGCGAGCUGUACAGGCAGUUGGACGACCCCAAUCACAAGAUCUCCUUCAUUCUGAUCGUAUGUGCCGGUUGA
Microbotryum saponariae is the source of this 665-nucleotide messenger RNA. The record is from the annotation of a GenBank genome assembly. NCBI's taxonomy places the organism in Eukaryota, Fungi, Basidiomycota, Microbotryomycetes, Microbotryales, Microbotryaceae.